AUGAAGGGGGACGGGGGCAAGGACACGGAAGGGGGACGGGGGCAAGGACACGGAAGGGGGACGGGGGCAAGGACACGGAAGGGGGACGGGGGCAAGGACACGGAAGGGGGACGGGGGCAAGGACACGGAAGGGGGACGGGGGCAAGGACACGGAAGGGGGACGGGGGCAAGGACACGGAAGGGGGACGGGGGCAAGGACACGGAAGGGGGACGGGGGCAAGGACACGGAAGGGGGACGGGGGCAAGGACACGGAAGGGGGACGGGGGCAAGGACACGGAAGGGGGACGGGGGCAAGGACACGGAAGGGGGACGGGGGCAAGGACACGGAAGGGGGACGGGGGCAAGGACACGGAAGGGGGACGGGGGCAAGGACACGGAAGGGGGACGGGGGCAAGGACACGGAAGGGGGACGGGGGCAAGGACACGGAAGGGGGACGGGGGCAAGGACACGGAAGGGGGACGGGGGCAAGGACACGGAAGGGGGACGGGGGCAAGGACACGGAAGGGGGACGGGGGCAAGGACACGGAAGGGGGACGGGGGCAAGGACACGGAAGGGGGACGGGGGCAAGGACACGGAAGGGGGACGGGGGCAAGGACACGGAAGGGGGACGGGGGCAAGGACACGGAAGGGGGACGGGGGCAAGGACACGGAAGGGGGACGGGGGCAAGGACACGGAAGGGGGACGGGGGCAAGGACACGGAAGGGGGACGGGGGCAAGGACACGGAAGGGGGACGGGGGCAAGGACACGGAAGGGGGACGGGGGCAAGGACACGGAAGGGGGACGGGGGCAAGGACACGGAAGGGGGACGGGGGCAAGGACACGGAAGGGGGACGGGGGCAAGGACACGGAAGGGGGACGGGGGCAAGGACACGGAAGGGGGACGGGGGCAAGGACACGGAAGGGGGACGGGGGCAAGGACACGGAAGGGGGACGGGGGCAAGGACACGGAAGGGGGACGGGGGCAAGGACACGGAAGGGGGACGGGGGCAAGGACACGGAAGGGGGACGGGGGCAAGGACACGGAAGGGGGACGGGGGCAAGGACACGGAAGGGGGACGGGGGCAAGGACACGGAAGGGGGACGGGGGCAAGGACACGGAAGGGGGACGGGGGCAAGGACACGGAAGGGGGACGGGGGCAAGGACACGGAAGGGGGACGGGGGCAAGGACACGGAAGGGGGACGGGGGCAAGGACACGGAAGGGGGACGGGGGCAAGGACACGGAAGGGGGACGGGGGCAAGGACACGGAAGGGGGACGGGGGCAAGGACACGGAAGGGGGACGGGGGCAAGGACACGGAAGGGGGACGGGGGCAAGGACACGGAAGGGGGACGGGGGCAAGGACACGGAAGGGGGACGGGGGCAAGGACACGGAAGGGGGACGGGGGCAAGGACACGGAAGGGGGACGGGGGCAAGGACACGGAAGGGGGACGGGGGCAAGGACACGGAAGGGGGACGGGGGCAAGGACACGGAAGGGGGACGGGGGCAAGGACACGGAAGGGGGACGGGGGCAAGGACACGGAAGGGGGACGGGGGCAAGGACACGGAAGGGGGACGGGGGCAAGGACACGGAAGGGGGACGGGGGCAAGGACACGGAAGGGGGACGGGGGCAAGGACACGGAAGGGGGACGGGGGCAAGGACACGGAAGGGGGACGGGGGCAAGGACACGGAAGGGGGACGGGGGCAAGGACACGGAAGGGGGACGGGGGCAAGGACACGGAAGGGGGACGGGGGCAAGGACACGGAAGGGGGACGGGGGCAAGGACACGGAAGGGGGACGGGGGCAAGGACACGGAAGGGGGACGGGGGCAAGGACACGGAAGGGGGACGGGGGCAAGGACACGGAAGGGGGACGGGGGCAAGGACACGGAAGGGGGACGGGGGCAAGGACACGGAAGGGGGACGGGGGCAAGGACACGGAAGGGGGACGGGGGCAAGGACACGGAAGGGGGACGGGGGCAAGGACACGGAAGGGGGACGGGGGCAAGGACACGGAAGGGGGACGGGGGCAAGGACACGGAAGGGGGACGGGGGCAAGGACACGGAAGGGGGACGGGGGCAAGGACACGGAAGGGGGACGGGGGCAAGGACACGGAAGGGGGACGGGGGCAAGGACACGGAAGGGGGACGGGGGCAAGGACACGGAAGGGGGACGGGGGCAAGGACACGGAAGGGGGACGGGGGCAAGGACACGGAAGGGGGACGGGGGCAAGGACACGGAAGGGGGACGGGGGCAAGGACACGGAAGGGGGACGGGGGCAAGGACACGGAAGGGGGACGGGGGCAAGGACACGGAAGGGGGACGGGGGCAAGGACACGGAAGGGGGACGGGGGCAAGGACACGGAAGGGGGACGGGGGCAAGGACACGGAAGGGGGACGGGGGCAAGGACACGGAAGGGGGACGGGGGCAAGGACACGGAAGGGGGACGGGGGCAAGGACACGGAAGGGGGACGGGGGCAAGGACACGGAAGGGGGACGGGGGCAAGGACACGGAAGGGGGACGGGGGCAAGGACACGGAAGGGGGACGGGGGCAAGGACACGGAAGGGGGACGGGGGCAAGGACACGGAAGGGGGACGGGGGCAAGGACACGGAAGGGGGACGGGGGCAAGGACACGGAAGGGGGACGGGGGCAAGGACACGGAAGGGGGACGGGGGCAAGGACACGGAAGGGGGACGGGGGCAAGGACACGGAAGGGGGACGGGGGCAAGGACACGGAAGGGGGACGGGGGCAAGGACAGGAUGGGAAAGUACAGGAAGGAAAUGCAGAAUGGGGAGGGACGAUGGGCUGCAACAGCUUGUUUCACAGUGUGAGCCAUGCACAAACCUACGAAAGAACAGUGAAACCCCAAAAGGGGAUGGGCGUGGGGGGUUUAAUGGGCGGCAUGUGCUUAGAAAACCGGCUAUGUGGGUUUGAGAUUCACUUGCUGCCCUGGUGGUCUCUGUUCCUAAAUCCAUUGAUCUUCCUCCAGGGCCUGCAAACUCAGCCACAGCGUGUUAUCGACUCUGUACAGGCGACAACCAGCGUGCGCUUGGAUCUUGAGCUAUAA
Molecule: messenger RNA, 3060 nt
Organism: Schistocerca nitens (vagrant locust)
Lineage: Eukaryota; Metazoa; Arthropoda; Insecta; Orthoptera; Acrididae
Product: spidroin-1-like
Exons: 2
Coding region: 1-3060 (1019 amino acids)
Source: RefSeq, a predicted model, not a curated record